GGAGUCACGCUGCCGCGGGAGGAAGGGGAGUUUCGGAUGGAGAGGAUGGUGGCGGGACCACGGAAAAGGGGUGAUGCAGGAUGGGGUCGAGGGGAAACCAACCAACAGAGGUUCUAUCGUUUAAAAAAAGAGAGAAAGAGAGACAAGAAGAGUGGAGAGAGGCAGGUAUUUGGAGGGUAGAGGGCUGCAGAGUGUUCCAAAUAGGGCAGCCGCUGGGGCCCUAGGGCUGGAGGCUCCUCUAUGAGGCCCUAUCCCUGGGCCCCCAAGCCAAAAUGUCCCCAGAACAAAGCUGUCCUGUUGUGUUGUUUGUCUGAGUUGGGGAAAGCAUGUUCAGGGGGCCCCUUGCUGGAGAGGGGCUGUUCUCAGUCCCAGACAGAGGGAAGGCCUUGGCUGAGGAACUGAUUGGUGCCCUGGCCUCCUGUUGCCCGGUGACAGCGAUGGCAGUGUUGGCAGGAGGUUUGGAUAACCCCACCCCAUUCCCCCUCCCAGCUUGAGGCCUGGCCCUCCUGGGCCCCUUGACCCCGCAGGGCAUGUGAGACCCUGCGUGGAUAGGGUGUGAGGGGGUUCUCCGUGCACCCUGGGCUCUGCCGUGGAAUCUGCCCAGACAGGACUCUAGGCUUGGCUGCCAAUCAGGGAACCUAAGGUCUGAGGGGCUCCUAAGCCCCCUCACCUGCUUCUCUCCACAAUCAGUAGCUAUCUGUCCUCUGUCUGACUGGCUGAAUGGAAUCUCUGGAUCCCUGCCGUCACCCUUCCUUGGCUCCUACCAGGCCCUCUCCUUACCUGUUGCCUGCGUCUCUCUAUGCUCUGUGUGCUGCCUCUUUCACAGUCACUUUCUAUUUAUCUUCCACAUUGUUUCUCUCUACGGUCUCUUUCUGUUUAAUCCCCUUUCUUUCCCACAGUUUCCCUUCCUCUCACAUCCUGUCUGGGUGUCCCUCCUGCUCAGUCUUUAUCUCUUCCUCUCAACCAUUCUCUGCCUCUUGGUCUCUAAUCGCUGUCUUUUGAUCUUUGGGUCUCUUAGACCAGUGGGUGGGGAUAAUAGAGGUGAUGAGGACAGCUAGGGAAGGACCUUGUGGGACAGAACAACUGAUGCUGAGGGAGAACCUCUCUAUCUCUGUGUCUCUGUCUCUCUCCCUCUCACUCCCCCCUCCCUGGUCCCUGCCUCUCGGACUCUGUUUCUGCUCUUACUGAAUUUGUGUUUCUCACUUAGUCCCUGGUCUCUGUUUUUCUCUCACAUGGUCUCUGUCUCUGUCCUUCUUCAGUGUCUCUCUUCCUCUCCUGACCUUUCUCUGGGAGCCAGGCUUGGCUUGGACUUGGUUUGUCUUACACACUGUCUCUCUCUGGGGCACCCAGGCCUUCCCUGCCAUGCGACCUGUCAGUAUCCGGCAGUGGAGCCCAUGGGGGCUGUUGCUGUGCCUGCUGUGCUGCUCCUGCCUGGGAGCUCCAUCCCCAUCCACGGCCCCCGAGAAGAGGCCUGGGAGCCAGGGGCUGCGGUUCCGGCUGGCUGGCUUCCCCCGGAAGCCCUUUGAGGGCCGCGUGGAGAUCCAGCGAGCUGGCGAGUGGGGCACCAUCUGCGAUGACGACUUCACCCUGCAGGCUGCCCACGUCCUCUGCCGGGAGCUGGGCUUCACAGAGGCCACGGGCUGGACCCACAGUGCCAAAUACGGCCCUGGAACAGGCCGCAUCUGGCUGGACAACCUGAGCUGCAGUGGGACUGAGCAAAGUGUGACUGAAUGUGCCUCCCGGGGCUGGGGGAACAGUGACUGCACUCACGAUGAGGAUGCCGGAGUCAUCUGCAAGGACCAGCGCCUCCCUGGCUUCUCAGAUUCUAAUGUCAUUGAGGUAGAACAGCACCUGCAAGUGGAGGAGGUGCGACUUCGACCGGCCGUGGGGCGGGGCAGGCGGCCCCUGCCAGUGACCGAGGGGCUGGUCGAAGUCAGGCUUCCCGACGGCUGGUUGCAAGUGUGUGACAAAGGCUGGAGUGCCCAUAACAGCCACGUGGUCUGCGGGAUGCUGGGCUUCCCUAGCGAAAAGAGGGUCAACACGGCCUUUUACAGAAAGUUGAGGAAGCGAGCGGCCAAAGCCUCGGCCCGACGCCCCAAGCCCCUUGGAAGACAACUCACCAAGCUUAAAGUCAAACCCAAACCCCGAGUGGGCAGGGGAUCAAUCAAGAGGCUGCUGGCCCAGCGGCAGCAACACUCCUUUGGUCUGCAUGGGGUGGCGUGCGUGGGCACCGAGGCCCACCUCUCCCUCUGCUCCUUGGAGUUCUAUCGUGCCAAUGACACCACCAGGUGCCCUGGGGGGGCCCCUGCGGUGGUGAGCUGUGUGCCAGGCCCUCUCUACGCAGCGUCCAGUGGCCAGAAGAAGCAACAACAGUCGAAGCCUCAGGGGGAGACCCGAGUGCGUCUAAAGGGUGGGGCCCACCCUGGAGAGGGCCGGGUGGAAGUCCUGAAGGCCAGCACGUGGGGCACAGUCUGUGACCGCAAGUGGGACCUGCAGGCAGCCAGCGUGGUGUGUCGGGAGCUGGGCUUCGGGAGUGCUCGAGAGGCUCUGAGUGGUGCCCGCAUGGGGCAGGGUAUGGGUGCCAUUCACUUAAGUGAAGUUCGAUGCUCUGGACAGGAACUGUCCCUCUGGAAGUGCCCCCACAAGAACAUCACAGCCGAGGACUGUUCCCAUAGCCGGGAUGCCGGAGUCAGAUGCAACUUGCCCUACACUGGGGUAGAGACCAAGAUCCGACUCAGUGGGGGCCGCAGCCAACAUGAGGGGCGAGUGGAGGUGCAAAUAGGGGAAGCUGGGUCCCUUCGCUGGGGCCUCAUCUGUGGGGAUGACUGGGGGACACUGGAGGCCAUGGUGGUCUGUAGGCAACUUGGACUGGGCUAUGCCAACCAUGGCCUACAGGAGACCUGGUACUGGGACUCAGGGAAUACCACAGAGGUGGUGAUGAGUGGAGUGCGCUGUACAGGGUCUGAGCUGUCCCUGGACCAGUGUGCUCAUCAUGGCACCCACAUUGCCUGCAAGAGAACGGGAACCCGCUUCACUGCUGGAGUCAUCUGUUCUGAGACUGCGUCAGACCUACUACUGCACUCAGCCCUGGUGCAAGAGACGGCCUACAUCGAGGACCGGCCCCUGCACAUGCUCUACUGCGCCGCAGAGGAGAACUGCCUGGCCCGUUCGGCCCGCUCAGCCCCCUGGCCCUAUGGCCACAGGCGUCUCCUCCGGUUCUCCUCCCAGAUCCACAACCUGGGACGAGCUGACUUCAGGCCCAAGGCUGGGCGCCACUCCUGGGUGUGGCACGAGUGUCAUGGGCACUACCACAGCAUGGACAUCUUCACUCACUAUGAUAUCCUGACCCCCAAUGGCACCAAGGUGGCUGAGGGCCACAAAGCUAGCUUCUGUCUAGAAGACACUGAAUGUCAGGAGGAUGUCGCCAAGAGGUAUGAGUGUGCCAACUUUGGAGAGCAGGGCAUUACCGUGGGCUGCUGGGAUCUGUACCGGCAUGACAUCGACUGCCAGUGGAUUGACAUCACAGAUGUGAGGCCAGGAAACUACAUUCUGCAGGUGGUCAUCAAUCCCAAUUUUGAAGUAGCAGAAAGCGACUUUACCAACAAUGCGAUGAAAUGUAACUGCAAAUACGACGGGCACCGCAUCUGGGUGCACAACUGCCACAUUGGUGAUGCCUUCAGUGAAGAGGCCAACCGGAGGUUUGAGCGCUACCCUGGCCAGACCAGCAACCAGAUCGUCUAAGGUGCCGCCACCCUCCUCCACAAGCCACCACUGGCCCCUAAGAGCGGGGUCUGAGGCUGCCAUUACCUCAGGAGCUUACCAAGAAACCCCUGACGUCAGCAGACCUGCCACACUCAUCCACUGUGCGCUAUGGAUGUGGAACUCUCAAGCCGAGGUUAUCGCCCUCCUUCCCAGGCCAGCUGCCGGAUCUGUGGCCAGGCGUGGGGAAUUUUUGCUCCCGGGCCCAGCACCAAGCCAAGCACACAACAAAGAGCAGCACCUGAUUAACUGCCCAGAACAACAGACAGCAGCAGCUGGUUUUCUUGCAUAGGGAGGUCAGAAGGGUCAGCU
This is a messenger RNA of Neogale vison (American mink), 4071 nucleotides long. RefSeq names its product lysyl oxidase like 3 (gene LOXL3). The transcript has 15 exons. Gene Ontology annotation, cellular component: membrane. Lineage: Eukaryota; Metazoa; Chordata; Mammalia; Carnivora; Mustelidae. Gene Ontology annotation, molecular function: protein-lysine 6-oxidase activity; copper ion binding. The coding region runs from base 1363 to 3741 and encodes 792 amino acids. Gene Ontology annotation, biological process: peptidyl-lysine oxidation; inflammatory response. The record is from RefSeq and is a predicted model, not a curated record.